AUGCCGAGGCGUUUUGACGCUGCAUUUUUCCGAGCCCGCGCAUUUUUCAUCCGAACGUCGCAAAUGGAGCCCGAGAAGGAGAUUCGCCUGAAGCCGAAAAUGUCGCUGUUGAACGGGACGACCGUGAUAGUCGGGAGCACGAUCGGGUCGGGGAUCUUCGUUUCGCCGAGGGGAGUCCUCAGAGGCACGGGGUCCUCCGGGCUCUCGCUCGUCGUCUGGGCGGUCUGCGGGGUCUUCUCCGCGAUCGGGGCUUACUGCUACGCGGAGCUGGGAUGCACGAUCGCGAGGUCGGGCGGCGAUUACGCGUACAUCAUGGAGGCUUACGGUCCCUUCUGGGCCUUCAUGAGGCUCUGGGUGGAGUGCACGAUGGUGAGACCCUGCAGUCAGGCAGUCGUGGCGCUCACUUUCGCCACGUACGUGUUGCGACCGUUCUUCCCUUCCUGUGCUGCCCCGGAUGAAUCCGCCCGGCUCCUCUCUGCUGCCUGCAUCGGGAUCUUGACGUUUAUCAACUGCUACGAUGUGAAAUGGGCUACGAGGGUGCAAGAUAUCUUCACUCUCGCGAAACUGUUGGGCCUUGCCAUCAUCAUCGCCACCGGCAUCUACAUGCUCAGUAUCGGGAAGACGGAGAACAUGAACUUCGAGAACACGGAAACAGAUCCCACGUUGAUAGUGCUCUCGUGCUACUCGGGAUUGUUCGCCUACCACGGAUGGAAUUACUUGAACUUCCUGACCGAGGAACUCAAGGAUCCCGUGAAGAAUCUUCCGAGGGCGAUCGGUAUUUCGUGCGUCCUGGUGACCUUGGUCUACGUCUCGACCAACGUUGCAUUCUUUACCACUCUCACGACGAAAGAAGUGCUGGAGUCAGAGGCAGUGGCUGUCUCCUUUGCAGAAGAGCUAUACGGGCGCAUGGUCUGGAUCGUCCCCGUUUUCGUUUCUCUCUCCACUUUCGGAGCGGUGAACGGAAUCCUCCUGACAUCGUCUCGGUGCGAAAUCACGCCGCUUCGGUUGAUUCACGCCGGAGCCAUGGAAGGACAGAUGCCGCGCGUUCUCACCAACAUCCAGAUUUCCCGACUGACGCCGGUCCCGGCCGUCAUAUUCCAGUCGUUGCUGUCUCUGCUCUACCUCACCUCGUCCGACGUGAUCGCCCUGAUCAACUACGUGGGGUUCGCGACCUGGCUGACCAUCGGGGCGGGCGUGAGCGUGAUCCCCUGGCUCCGCUGGAAGCAGCCGGAGAGGCCGCGUCCCCUCAAAGUCCACAUCCUCUUCCCCAUCGUCUACGUCGUCCUCACCGUGUUCCUCAUCGUCAUGUCCAUGUUGGCGGAUCUCGUCUCCACGGGUUAUGGGGUGCUCAUCAUUCUCACCGGUGUUCCCGUGUAUUUCCUGUUUGUGUACGGGGAGAGCAAACCCAAGGCAUUCCAGGUUACCAUGGUGCAGUGGACGGCGCCGCCGCCCCUCCACUGCAUCGCAGCAUCACUGGUGCUGUCCAGGCUGCUCGCUGACUACGAGCUUCGACUAGACUACUUCUUUGUUGCUUCGGCUGUUGUUGAGGGAGGUUAA
This is a messenger RNA of Darwinula stevensoni, 1557 nucleotides long. The record is from the annotation of a GenBank genome assembly. Lineage: Eukaryota; Metazoa; Arthropoda; Ostracoda; Podocopida; Darwinulidae.